Molecule: messenger RNA, 3660 nt
Organism: Acanthochromis polyacanthus (spiny chromis)
Lineage: Eukaryota; Metazoa; Chordata; Actinopteri; Pomacentridae
Gene: kcnj2a
Product: potassium inwardly rectifying channel subfamily J member 2a
Exons: 2
Coding region: 400-1683 (427 amino acids)
Biological process (GO): regulation of monoatomic ion transmembrane transport; potassium ion import across plasma membrane
Cellular component (GO): plasma membrane
Molecular function (GO): inward rectifier potassium channel activity
Source: RefSeq, a predicted model, not a curated record
CCGGUCCUCCAGAGACAUGAGGGAAGUUUCUCACUUCAUCUUAUUAAAGCCAAAAUAAACACGCAGCGCACGGCAGCGAGCCUGAAGGAUAAACGGAGGCCGAAACACCGAGAGACGCCUGGAUUAUAUUUCAGAGAGCUGACUCCAGACCGGCGCACAGAUGAGCAACAGCAGAUGACGUUGAUGAGGUCCAGCCGCCUGAUGAAAGAGGAGUGAAAGCUUCACCUCCUCUCGUUGCACUCGUCUGAAGAGGCGUCCACUCGGCCCGCCUCACUUUGUCACCGAUUCCUCUCUGAGUUGGUCCCUGAAAGCGUUUCAAAACUGUUUCUCCAACGCUUCUUCCAGAAACUUGGACUGUUUUCCGCAGCAGAAGCAGCACAGCCCUCCCAGACUGAGGUGAUGGGAAGCGUGCGAGCCAGCCGCUACAGCAUUGUGUCAUCAGAGGAGGACGGCAUGAAGCUUGCCACUAUGGCAGUACCCAACGGCUACGGCAACGGCAAGGGCAAAGUGCACACGAGGCACCAGCCGCCGAGCAGAUUCGUAAAGAAGGACGGUCACUGCAAUGUGCAGUUCAUCAACGUGAGCGAGAGAGGUCAGCGGUACCUGGCUGACAUCUUUACCACCUGCGUGGACAUCCGCUGGAGGUGGAUGUUCAUCAUCUUCUGCCUCGCCUUCCUGCUGUCGUGGCUGUUCUUCGGCUGCGUCUUCUGGCUGGUCGCCAUCUUUCACGGGGAUUUAGAGAACAACGCCCAGAAGUGUGUCUCCAACGUCAGCAGCUUCACCGCUGCCUUCCUCUUCUCCAUUGAGACUCAAACUACUAUCGGUUACGGCUACAGAUACGUGACAGACGAGUGCCCCGUCGCCGUCUUCAUGGUGGUUUUCCAAAGCAUCGUCGGUUGCAUCAUUGAUGCCUUCAUCAUUGGUGCCGUCAUGGCGAAAAUGGCGAAGCCCAAGAAGAGGAAUGAAACUCUGCUUUUCAGCCACAACGCCACAGUGGCCAUGAGGGACAACAAGCUGUGCCUGAUGUGGCGAGUUGGUAACUUAAGGAAGAGCCACCUGGUGGAGGCUCAUGUACGAGCUCAGCUGCUGAAAUCCAGAACAACGCCGGAGGGGGAGUACAUCCCCCUCGACCAGAUGGACAUCAAUGUCGGCUUCGACAGCGGAGUCGACCGCAUCUUCCUCGUCUCUCCGAUCACCAUCGUCCAUGAGAUCGACGAUAGCAGUCCUUUCUACAACAUGAGUAAGCAGGACCUGGAGAGCUCAGAGUUUGAAAUCGUGGUGAUCCUGGAGGGCAUGGUGGAGGCGACAGCCAUGACCACGCAGUGCCGCAGCUCCUACGUUGCAAGUGAGAUCCUCUGGGGCCACCGGUUCGAGCCGGUGCUCUUCGAGGAGAAGAACUUCUACAAGGUGGACUACUCCCGUUUCCAUAAGACAUACGAGGUUCCCAGCACUCCUCUGUGCAGCGCCAGAGACCUCGCAGAGAAAAAAUACAUCCUCUCCAACUCCAACUCCUUCUGCUAUGAAAACGAGAUGGCACUGGAGAACAAGGAGGACACGGACGAGGGGAACGGGGGCAGCGUUGGGCCCGACGGCACCCAGACGGACAACAUCUCAGAGACCGAACACAGCCAGGCCACGGUGCCGCUGGAGCCUCGGCCGCUGAGACGAGAGUCAGAAAUAUGACUGUUGAGACCUCAGACCUCACGUGAGAGAUUUCUUAAGAAUCGCCUCUCUGCUCUGAGAGGCUCAGCGAGCCGAGCUGGGCCUCGGGCAGAGGACAAGCCGAACGGUACUGCUGUGGGAAGCGACGAGGUUUAAGACUUUGUAUGUAAAAGUCUGCUUGAACUUUGACUACAUACAGUAUGACAAAACACAGCGCUAUGAACCACGUGCAUAUUUGCAGAUUGAAUUCUCCAUGAAGUCCCCAUGAAUGUGUGCUCAGUGUCUGACGACUGCAAAGAGGAAGGAGGUUGUUGUUGACUUGAAAACUGCCGGCAUGUCUCAGUUGCUCUGUCCAGCCAGAAGAAGAUGCUUUUAUAGUGCUGCUAGUAGAUAGUGGAAAAAGCCUUUAAAUAAAGACGCUUUAGUUUUUCAUAUAGAACCAAAGAGUAAAGAAUGCAGGUGUCUGGAACAAAGAAGGUACAAGUAGAGUAUUUGUUCAUGAGCUGGUCUCAUCGCCGACAUCAUGCAAUAACCGAUAGAGAAACUUUACUUUGCCUUGACAGCACUGAUUCCCUGAGCUUUCUCCUCUAGUCGAGGCUGGUCAGACUGAUGGAAACAUGCCUGCUUAGGUCGAGAGGUCAGAGCAGGGUAGUAUUAACGACAUCAAACUGACAGAAAUCACUCAUUUAAACCGAGACCGGGGUGAGAUGAGAAUCUGAGCGCCUGAUUCGGAUGUUAUUGUCACACAUCGUUCCUUUACAUAUGGGACGUUCUACAUCUUCAACUAUUAAUUAAAUCAGCAACUAUUUUGAUCAUGGAUAGUUGGUUUGGGUGGUUUUAUCUUUGGUUCCAGCUUGUUAAAUGUGAAUAUUUUCUGGUUUUGGUCCAACUCAGUGACUGUAAACUGAAUAUCUUUGGGUUGUGCACAAGACAAUUGCCUCCUUGGGCCAAUAGCUGGACCAAUCAAUCAAUUAAUUGAGAAAAUAAUGGUUAUGUGGAGUCCUACUAAACAGCAACUGAAAAUGUGAGUGUCAUAAUGAGACUCAAGUGAGAAAAUGAAACUAUAGUUGUGGUCUGACAUGCGACUCAAAUUGAAAGUCUGCACAAAAUCUCGACUUCGUUCCUCUUUAAGGGUUCAUCACGAGGUGACUCGAACCUCCCUGCUGAUUUAAAUAUAUCUAUCUAAUGGAACGAUUUGUGAAAAUAACGCUGAUGAAAUCCAAAAACAGGCGAUCUGAAUGUUCUUAAAAGUGCUGCUAUGAUGUUGCUCCUCCUUCUUUUCCUUUUGCUUUUUUUUUUUUUACGGUUGAUAAAAAAUGCCAAAGAGUAUUAUUAUCAUAGUUAUGUGUUUCUUAAAAACAACACCUGAUUAGAUUUGGUACAGAGAAGUAGAACGUUUAGGGAGUUUUAAUAAGGUUUGUUUUGCAAGAACGUGUGUACAGUUUCUCUUUCUUCUUCUUUUAGUUUUUUUUUAAUCAUUUUUAUCUCGAGCCAAUUCAUCAAGCCUUAAUCUGGACACUCCAAAGUGUAAAAAAGCAAACAGAAAUCACGACUUCUGUGGCAUUUGAUGAGUAGCCUGAACCAAAAAGUGAUUUCUGAUGCUGGUUUUAAAGGUUUUAAACUUACAUCAAAGUAAAGCCAUGCUCCCUUUGCUCUGAGUUUUCAUCCUCUGCUUUUGUUUUUUACCUGAGAAUGUAAGAUUUCAAAAAGCCAAAUGUACUGUAACCCCGGCAUACAAAGGCACAACGGUUUGCAUCAAUAUAUUUCUGUGUCUUUUUGUUUUUAAAACCUGCAGACGUAAAGCCGCUCAGCUCCAUAGAUCCUACUCCUGUAAAUACCUCCCUGCCUCCCUGUUGCAGUAAAUUUUGUAUCAGUCUUCCAAAUGUACUGCAAAACCACGGAAUGUACAGAUUUUUGUAUUAUUAUUAUUAUUAUUAUUAUUAUUGUACAUGAUAUUAUAUUGUUCUUUUUCAAUAAAAUGUCAGUGGACAAUCGGAA